Messenger RNA from Aspergillus terreus NIH2624, 4713 nucleotides. RefSeq names its product type V myosin. Lineage: Eukaryota; Fungi; Ascomycota; Eurotiomycetes; Eurotiales; Aspergillaceae. The record is from RefSeq and is a predicted model, not a curated record. Gene Ontology annotation, molecular function: actin filament binding; microfilament motor activity; ATP binding. Gene Ontology annotation, biological process: actin filament organization; vesicle transport along actin filament. Gene Ontology annotation, cellular component: vesicle; actin cytoskeleton; myosin complex. The transcript is spliced from 7 exons. The coding region runs from base 1 to 4713 and encodes 1570 amino acids.
AUGGCGCAUAUUUACGAGGUUGGGACACGGGCCUGGCAGCCUGAUCCCACCGAAGGAUGGGUUGCAUCCGAGGUGACGGAGAAGUUGGUCGAUGGUGACAAGGUGCAGCUGGUGUUUACGUUGGAAAAUGGAGAGACGAAAACCGUGGAGACCACGCAGGCUGAGCUGCAGGUGGACAACAACCCAAACCUACCACCCUUAAUGAACCCGGCCAUGCUCGAGGCCAGCGAAGACCUUACGAACUUGUCCCACCUGAACGAGCCCGCAGUCCUCCAGGCUAUCAAACUCCGCUAUGCGCAAAAGGAAAUAUAUACAUACAGUGGAAUCGUCCUUAUCGCAACCAACCCUUUCGCCCGGGUCGACUCGCUAUAUGUCCCACAGAUGGUGCAGGUGUAUGCUGGGAAACACCGAGCGUCGCAGGCCCCUCAUUUGUUUGCAAUCGCCGAAGAGGCAUUUGCUGACAUGUUGCGGGAUGGCAAGAAUCAGACGAUCGUGGUUUCUGGCGAGUCUGGUGCCGGAAAAACCGUGAGUGCCAAAUACAUCAUGCGAUACUUCGCAACGCGCGAAUCUUCGGACCAGCCUGGAAAAUACACCAGCAGCCGAGCGGACGCGAUAAGUGAAACCGAAGAGCAGAUCUUGGCGACGAAUCCUGUCAUGGAAGCUUUUGGUAACGCCAAAACUACGCGAAACGACAACUCUUCACGAUUUGGAAAAUAUAUCGAGAUCAUGUUUGACGACAAGACUAACAUCAUUGGCGCAAAGAUCCGGACGUAUCUUUUGGAAAGAUCUCGCUUGGUGUUCCAGCCGCUCAAGGAGCGCAACUAUCACAUUUUCUACCAACUGGUCGCUGGUGCAACAGAUGCAGAGAAGCAGGAGCUUGGUCUCGGGUCUGUGGAAGAUUUCGACUACCUGAACCAGGGUGGCACUCCCACGAUCGAUGGCGUGGAGGAUGAUGCGGAGUUCGCCGCAACCAGGAAAUCCCUGAGCACUAUCGGUGUGUCCGACGAUACUCAGGCCGAGAUAUUCCGUGUUCUUGCCGCCCUUCUCCAUCUUGGAAAUGUCAAAAUCACGGCAACUCGGACAGAAUCCAGCCUGUCUUCCGAAGAGCCUUCCCUGGUCCGAUCAUGUCAAAUGUUGGGAAUCGACGCCAGUGAAUUCGCCAAAUGGAUCGUCAAGAAACAGCUGAUUACAAGAGGAGAGAAGAUCACUUCGAACCUGACGCAGCAGCAGGCCUUGGUUGUCAGGGAUUCCGUUGCGAAGUUCAUAUACUCUAGCCUUUUCGAUUGGCUCGUCGACAAGAUCAACAAGGGCCUGGCAACCGACCAAGUGCUGGACAAGUUCAACGCUUUCAUCGGUGUCCUCGAUAUUUACGGAUUCGAGCACUUCGCCAAGAACUCGUUCGAACAGUUCUGCAUCAAUUACGCCAACGAGAAGCUGCAGCAAGAGUUCAACCAGCAUGUGUUCAAGCUCGAGCAGGAAGAAUAUGUUCGUGAAGAGAUUGAUUGGACUUUUAUUGACUUCUCGGACAACCAACCAUGCAUCGAUCUGAUUGAGGCGAAGCUAGGCAUCCUGUCCCUUCUGGAUGAGGAGUCCAGGUUGCCCAUGGGCUCUGAUGAGCAGUUCGUGACGAAAUUGCACCAUAAUUUUGCUGCAGAUAAGCAAAAGUUCUACAAGAAACCACGGUUUGGCAAAUCAGCGUUUACCAUAUGCCACUAUGCUGUGGACGUGACUUACGAAUCCGACGGCUUCAUCGAAAAGAACAGAGAUACCGUCCCGGAUGAGCACAUGGAAGUUCUUCGCAAUUCUUCGAAUGCGUUCGUGAAAGAGAUCCUGGACACCGCUGCUGCUGUCCGUGAGAAGGAUUCGGCUUCUAUUUCUUCCAAAGCCGUCACUGCACCUGGACGCAAGGUCGGCGUGGCGGUCAAUCGCAAACCCACGUUAGGAGGAAUCUUCAAGUCUUCGUUGAUUGAGCUGAUGAAUACCAUCAACUCCACGGAUGUGCAUUAUAUCCGUUGUAUCAAACCCAACGAAGCGAAGGAGGCAUGGAAGUUCGAAGGACCAAUGGUGCUCAGUCAGCUGAGGGCCUGCGGUGUUCUCGAGACUGUUCGCAUCAGUACGGCUGGAUACCCCACACGCUGGACGUAUGAAGAGUUUGCUAUUCGGUACUACAUGCUCUGCCAUUCCUCCCAAUGGACCUCAGAAAUUAGGGAUAUGUGCCAUGCCAUCUUGCAAAAAGCGCUUGGGGACACCAACCAACAGAAACAUGAUAAAUACCAGUUGGGUUUGACCAAGAUCUUCUUCCGGGCAGGCAUGCUUGCUUUCCUUGAGAACCUUCGGACGUCCAGGCUGAACGAGUGCGCCAUUAUGAUUCAAAAGAAUCUGCGGUGCAAAUACUACCGCCGUCGUUACCUCGAAGCACGUGAUUCCGUCCUCUCCACGCAAGCCCUGAUCAGAGGAUUUCUUGCAAGGAGACGUGCAGCGGAGAUUCGCCGAAUUAAGGCUGCCACGACUAUCCAGCGGGUUUGGCGAGGGCAAAAGGAGCGGAAGAAUUACAACCGCAUCCGUGACAAUUUCAUUCUGUUCCAGUCGGUUGCCAAGGGCUUCCUCUGCCGCCGUAAUAUCAUGGACACCAUCCAUGGCAAUGCGGCGAAGAUUAUCCAGCGCAACUUCCGCUCUUGGCGGCAACUGCGUGCUUGGCGGCAGUACCGCCGUAAGGUGGUUAUCGUCCAGAGCCUGUGGAGAGGCAAGCAGGCGAGACGCGAGUACAAGAAGCUGAGAGAGGAUGCACGGGAUCUGAAACAGAUCUCUUACAAACUGGAGAACAAGGUCGUGGAGUUGACCCAAUACCUCGAAUCCUUGAAGCGUGAGAACAAAUCGCUCAACUCCCAACUUGAGAACUACGAGACUCAAGUCAAAUCCUGGAGGAGUCGACACAACGCUCUGGAGAACCGCUCAAGAGAGCUUCAGGCGGAAGCCAAUCAAGCUGGUAUCACAGCUGCUCGGCUGACCGCAUUGGAGGAUGAAAUGGCCAAGUUGCAGCAAAAUCACAAUGAUGCGCAAGCAACUAUUCGGCGUCUCCAGGAAGAGGAGAAGGUCUCCCGCGAGGCAAUUCGCGCAGCGAACGAGGAAUUGGAUAGACUCAAGCAGAUGAAUACCGAGGCCGAGAAUGAAAAGGCGACUCUUCGCCAGCAAGUGGCGGAGCUGGAAGAGCAGCUGGAGAUUGCAAAGAGAAGUGUACCUGUGAAUGGUGUGAACGGUGAUCAGAAUGGUGGGCCCAUUCAGCCACCUGCAAGUGGAUUGAUCAACCUUGUUUCGUCCAAGAAACCCAAGCCUAAGAGACGCAGCGCGGGUGCGGAGAGAAUUGACACUGACCGGUUCAGUGGUGCUUAUAACCCGCGCCCUGUGUCUAUGGCAAUUCCUAGUGGGUUGAGCCGCCAGAACUUUGGUGGUGCUGCCCUCUCUCCCGGACUAGACUCGGUCGAGGCAGAGCUGGAGAAUCUGCUGUCAGAGGAGGACGAGCUCAACGAGGAAGUCACCAUGGGCCUGAUUCGCAAUCUCAAGAUUCCCUUGCCUAGUUCCACUCCGCCGCCGACGGAGAAGGAGGUCCUGUUCCCGGCCUACCUGAUCAACCUGGUCACUUCGGAGAUGUGGAACAACGGCUUUGUCAAGGAGUCUGAGCGGUUCCUUGCCAAUGUCAUGCAGUCGAUCCAACAGGAGGUCAUGCAGCACGAUGGGGACGAUGCUAUCAACCCCGGGGCAUUCUGGCUCUCCAAUGUGCACGAAAUGCUUUCCUUUGUCUUCCUGGCUGAGGAUUGGUAUGAGGCCCAGAAAACCGAUAACUACGAGUACGACCGUCUGCUCGAGAUUGUGAAGCACGACCUGGAGAGUCUGGAAUUCAACAUCUACCACACGUGGAUGAAGGUGUUGAAGAAGAAACUCUAUAAGAUGAUUGUUCCUGCGAUCAUUGAGUCCCAGUCUCUUCCAGGCUUCGUUACGAGCGAGACGAAUCGGUUCCUAGGAAAGCUUCUUCCGUCCAACAACAACCCCGCAUACAGCAUGGACAACCUCCUGAGCCUUUUGAACAAUGCCUACAAGGCAAUGAAGGCCUUCUAUCUCGAGGAUAGCAUCAUCAUACAAACGGUCACUGAGCUCCUCAAGCUCGUGGGUGUCACCGCUUUCAACGAUCUCCUGAUGAGGAGAAACUUCCUCUCGUGGAAGCGGGGCCUGCAAAUCAACUAUAACAUAACCCGUAUUGAGGAGUGGUGCAAGAGCCAUGACAUGCCAGAGGGAACCUUGCAACUGGAACAUCUGAUGCAAGCAACCAAACUCCUGCAGCUCAAGAAGGCCACGCUCAAUGAUAUUGAGAUCAUCCAGGAUAUCUGUUGGAUGCUCUCUCCCAACCAGAUCCAGAAGCUACUGAACCAAUAUCUGGUGGCGGAUUAUGAACAACCCAUCAACGGAGAAAUUAUGAAGGCUGUAGCCUCCCGCGUUACCGAGAAGAGCGAUGUGCUGCUGUUGACCCCUGUGGACAUGGAAGACAGCGGCCCGUACGAGAUCGCUGAGCCGCGAGUGAUCACGGCUUUGGAGACUUAUACUCCGUCCUGGCUCCAAACGCCGCGACUCAAGCGUCUCGCCGAGAUUGUGUCAGCCCAAGCUAUGGCACAGCAGGAAAGGCUUGAGAUGGCGGAACAUGGCCCAAUUGCUGCCGAGUAA